GAAUGGGAUAACGGUUGGAGUGAGUGAGUGUUUACAUUUCCUUCUUUCUGAAGUUGCAGACAAAGAGAUAUAUUAUCUGAAUCUAUUAUUAUUCUUCGCGCUGUGUGAGUGAGUUAAAGCGUUAAGCACAUACUAUACAUACAUGGCGGUUUCAAUGGCUACGGGACUAUUAUUCUCUACAUCAUCAUCAUCCACUCUAACUUUGAGAAGGCAACCAAACUUUGCUUUUCCCACACCCCCUUCUACGUUUCACAACCGGGUGCCGAUACUCCGAACAGUUAUUUCUGCCACCGUCUCUCAGCCACCUGCCGGUGGAAAAGGUCGAGGUAUCAUGCAGCCCCGAAAAAUCAGCCCUGAGAUGCAAGACCUCGUCGGCCUUCCAGAGAUUUCCCGAACCCAAGCACUCAAGCACAUUUGGGCUCACAUUAAGGAAAACAAUCUCCAGGGCAGGGGUUUCAACAUCAACACAUACAUAAAUGAGGGGUGACAACACUGGGAUACAAUAACAAUACUAAGAACAUUGUUCAUUUUUUUUAUCUGUUGUCAAUUUUAUUUCCAACAAACUUGUACUAGCUUCACGGACACACGCCGACACAUUGACACCGAUAAUAAUUUAAGAAAAUGACAAAGUUCAAUGUAAUCAUAAGUGACGACGGUCACCGACACGUCCGACCGUGACACACCUAAUCCUAGUAGUGUUCGUGCUUCAUAGUUGUUUUGCACUAAAUUGUUAUCAACUAUAUUGACAUCAACUACUAACUCUGCACCUAUUCUGCAUUUCAAUUGCUUCAUCUGUACUUUUUUUUGUUUUCUGAAUUUCUUGUAUAUGUAAUGCUGUAUGUUCAGCUUAUAAUAAUAUCAUAAUGGUCGAGGCUGAUGGAUUCUAUCCCCAAUUUUGGAGCCAUCUAAUCUAAAUUCUCUGUUUGAUAUAAUUACAAAUAAAGUUUGCUAUUUUUCACUUAGAGUGCAUCUACCUUUCUAAAUACACUAGUACAGUGUGAAUUACUUCCAAGUGCUGCCCAUUAAUUCAAUUGAAUGUUUUCUGAUAUACUUUUCUAACUUAGUGUUGUAUUAUUUUGACAUGAUAAUAACCCUGCUUUCACCGCUACAUAAU
This is a messenger RNA of Trifolium pratense (red clover), 1114 nucleotides long. RefSeq lists its product as uncharacterized. NCBI's taxonomy places the organism in Eukaryota, Viridiplantae, Streptophyta, Magnoliopsida, Fabales, Fabaceae. The coding region runs from base 143 to 487 and encodes 114 amino acids. The record is from RefSeq and is a predicted model, not a curated record. The transcript is spliced from 2 exons. Gene Ontology annotation, cellular component: nucleus.